AUGGAGGAAACGAAAGCUAAAGGAAAUUGUUUCAAAGAGCCGGCAGGUAUCUCAAGUGCAAGAGAAGAUAUGAUAAGCGAACUACCCGACUCUUUGAUAUCUGAGAUUCUCUCGUAUCUUCCGACAAAGGAAGCUGUUAGGACUUGUGUUUUGUCCAAUAGGUGGAAAAGUCUCUGGCUUUUAAUCCCCGGGUUGGAUUUCGGCUCUUCCGAUUUCCCAUGUUACAAAUCUUUUGAGAGAUUUAUAGACAGGUUCCUAGAUUUCAAAAGGAAAGAGAAUUCAUGCUUGCACAAGCUCAAGCUAAUAAUAAGCAUUAUGGAUGACCAAUCUUGUGCCACACGUUGUAUAGACUUUGUGGCUACGCGUAAACUUAAGCAUCUUGAUGUUCAGUGUGAGUGUCUGAAAGUGAUGCCCUUACGCCUCUACAUAUGUGAGACUUUACUUUACUUGAGACUCCAUCGGGUUUCAAUAGGUAGUUUUGAGUGUGUUUCUUUACCGUGUGUCAAGACUAUGCGUUUGGAAAAAAAUGUAUAUGUCAAUGAUGCGUGCCUGGAAUCGCUUAUCUCGUCUUGCCCUGUUCUUGAAGAUUUGAGUAUUGUAAAAAGACAUGAAGAUGACAAUGUAAAGGUUUUACGAGUGCACUCUCUGACGUUAACUAGUCUCAGUAUAGAAGCAGGAAGGUGUGAGUAUACCGGAAUAGAUUAUGAAAACGCAGGGUUUAUUAUUGACGCCCCUAGACUCAAGCACUUGAAUAUUAAAGAUGCUACAUCUAAGAACAAAACCAUAAGCAAUUUGGGUUCCUUAACCAAUGUCAACAUUCUUUGCAAUAGGUGUCCGAGGUAUAUUGCUGAUUAUGAUGAAGUCGAGUUACGUAACUUUUUUACAAGCAUCUCAGGAGUUAGGGAUAUGAAGAUCUCUUGGGAAGCUUCCCAUGAAUUUCACUCCAUUGCCACAAUUUUGCAACCUGUCCAGUUUGGAAGUAGAGAUUUAUCAUCACCUCCUGGAAGAGCUGCCAAGGAUUUAAUUGGUUCCUGGCUGCCAGAACAAAUAAAAUUGACGACCGCGCCUCGCUGUUUGAUGUCAUCGCUCGAGUUUGUAGAGUUUGUAGAGAUAAAACACAAGAACAAAUAUACGAUAGACCCCGCUAUCAAAUUAGCAAUGUACUUUGCAGAGAACUCAGUAAUCCUCAAAAAACUUGUGCUGCGUUUGGGAGGUUUUAUACCUGCAGAAGGUUCUGAGGUCCUAAGGGAUCUCAUGGCAUCGAUGACCCGAUCUAGCACGUGUCAACUCGUAGUUUGUUGA
Molecule: messenger RNA, 1302 nt
Organism: Microthlaspi erraticum
Lineage: Eukaryota; Viridiplantae; Streptophyta; Magnoliopsida; Brassicales; Brassicaceae
Source: the annotation of a GenBank genome assembly